AUGGCUGACCAAGCUGUUGCCCGUCUCGCCGGCAUUAAUGUCGGCGCUCCGGCGCACCCUGCUCCCAGUGCUGAUUUCGGCCUCAUCGGUCUGGCUGUCAUGGGCCAGAACCUGAUCCUCAACGUUGCCGAUCACGGUUUUACUGUCUGCGCCUACAACCGCACAACCUCCAAGGUUGACCGUUUCCUGAGCAAUGAGGCUAAGGGCAAGUCCAUCGUCGGCGCUCACUCCAUCGAGGAGUUCUGCUCCAAGCUCAAGCGCCCCCGUCGCAUCAUGCUCCUCGUCAUGGCCGGCAAGCCUGUCGAUGACUUCAUCGAGUCCCUCCUCCCCUUCCUUGAGAAGGGCGAUAUCAUCAUUGACGGUGGUAACUCCCAUUUCCCCGACAGCAACCGCCGCACUCGCUAUCUCCAGGAGAAGGGCAUCAGCUUCGUCGGCAGCGGUGUCUCGGGUGGCGAGGAAGGUGCUCGCUACGGCCCCUCCCUCAUGCCCGGUGGUAACGAGGCCGCCUGGCCUCACAUUAAGGAGAUCUUCCAGAGCAUCGCCGCCAAGAGCGACGGCGAGGCCUGCUGCGACUGGGUCGGUGAUGAGGGUGCCGGCCACUACGUCAAGAUGGUCCACAACGGUAUUGAGUACGGUGACAUGCAGCUGAUUUGCGAGGCCUACGACAUUAUGAAGCGUGGUCUCGGCAUGUCCUGCAAGGAGAUUGGUGAUGUUUUCGCCAAAUGGAACACCGGUGUCCUCGACUCUUUCCUCAUCGAGAUCACCCGCGAUGUUCUCUACUAUAACGACAACGACGGCACCCCCCUCGUCGAGAAGAUCCUCGACAAGGCUGGCCAGAAAGGUACCGGCAAGUGGACCGCCAUCAAUGCCCUGGACCUCGGCAUGCCUGUCACCCUGAUCGGUGAGGCUGUCUUCGCCCGCUGCCUGUCUUCCCUCAAGGAUGAGCGUGGCCGUGCUAGCAAGAUCCUGGGUGGCCCCACCCCCAACUUCACCGGGGACCGGGCCGCCUUCAUUGAUGACCUUGAGCAGGCUCUGUACGCCUCCAAGAUCAUCUCCUACGCCCAGGGCUUCAUGCUCAUCCAGGAUGCUGCUAAGGAGUAUGGCUGGAAGCUCAACAAGCCCUCUAUUGCCCUCAUGUGGCGCGGUGGCUGCAUUAUCCGCUCCGUUUUCCUCAAGGACAUCACCAACGCCUACCGAAACAACCCCGACCUCGAGAACCUGCUGUUCGAUGACUUCUUCACCAAGGCCAUUCACCACGCCCAGGAUGGCUGGCGCAACGUUGUCAGCAAGUCCGCUCUGUGGGGUAUCCCUCUGCCCGCCUUCACCACUGCCCUCAGCUUCUACGACGGCUACCGCACCAAGGACCUGCCCGCCAACCUGCUGCAGGCCCAGCGUGACUACUUUGGUGCUCACACCUUCCGCAUCAAGCCCGAGUUCGCCAACGAGAACUUCCCCGAGGGCAAGGAUAUCCACGUCAACUGGACCGGCCGUGGCGGUGAUGUGUCUGCCUCGACCUAUGUCGCAUAA
Messenger RNA from Penicillium canariense, 1527 nucleotides. RefSeq names its product NADP(+)-dependent, decarboxylating phosphogluconate dehydrogenase. Gene Ontology annotation, cellular component: cytosol. Gene Ontology annotation, biological process: pentose-phosphate shunt; pentose-phosphate shunt, oxidative branch. Gene Ontology annotation, molecular function: phosphogluconate dehydrogenase (decarboxylating) activity; NADP binding. The record is from RefSeq and is a predicted model, not a curated record. Lineage: Eukaryota; Fungi; Ascomycota; Eurotiomycetes; Eurotiales; Aspergillaceae. The coding region runs from base 1 to 1527 and encodes 508 amino acids. The transcript is spliced from 4 exons.